Molecule: messenger RNA, 1977 nt
Organism: Diversispora eburnea
Lineage: Eukaryota; Fungi; Glomeromycota; Glomeromycetes; Diversisporales; Diversisporaceae
Source: the annotation of a GenBank genome assembly
AUGAAGAUUAAACAAAUCAAGCCAGAAGACCGUAAAAAACGGUCGGCUAUGAAAGAGAAUGAUCCGGCUCGAGCGUGGAAUUUAAAUUGGACAACUCCUUGGUGUGAAGAAGAAGAAGAAAUAGUUAUAAUUUGGAAUUCAGAAGAUAUAAGAAUCGCUCAACAACCUUCAUUAACUUCAUAUUCUUCAUUUACUUCUUGGUCACCUACAUUAAGUAGUAGUGGUGGUGGUGAUGCUAAAACUGAUUCAAGUUUUGCUACUAGUGACGAACAACAAGAAGUUAAAAUGAUGCAAGCAGCUAAAGCAAAAUCUGUUGAAGUUGUUAAUGAUUGGUGGAAUCGAAAUGAGAAAGCUAUGAAUCAAGAGAAGAAUAAUGUCGUCGUCGGAAUUAUUGAUAGCGAUCAACCACAAAUAUCACAAAAAAUUAAAAUUCAACCUUUACAACCAUCAUCAUCAAAAUUUAAUAAAGAAUUGAAAUCAUCUAAAAUAAUCGACAAAGGAUCUAAAGAAAUUCCGGUCCUUGAAUUGAUUGUGGAUGAAAAUAAUAUUGAUAUAGUCAAUAAUAAUGUUUAUAAUGUUUUAUUUUCAAGAUUACAAGACAAAACUUUAGAAAAGAAAAAACAAAAAUUAAUAGUUAUAGAAGAAUUCGAUAGCUUGAUUAAUAAAAAUGGUAAUAAGGAAAUUCAAAAUACAACGAAAACUGAUACUAUAAUAAAUAUUCCUACCACUAAACAACAAAAAAUCUCGAGAUUUCAAGAAGAACUUGAAAGUAUUGAUUGGGGAAAAUGGAGAGAAAUGGAAAAAAAGAAUGAGUUAUUAAUUCAAUUAAAUACUCCUCCUCUUCCUCUUUCGUCAUCAUCCAAUAACAAAGAUUAUUUUAAUAAAGAUGUUGGUAGUGAAAUAUCCAACAAAAACUUGGAAUCAGAAUCGAUAAAAUUAAUUAAUGACCAAAAAGAAAAACCUCUUCUUCUCAUAAAUCUCAUCAAUUUAGAUGAGGAUGAUAUCAUUUAUUCAACAAAAUUAUCUUCUCCGUUAAUAACAUCAAUCAAUAAUUCUUCAAAUAAUUAUAUCAAAAAUGAUUUGAAGGAAAUAAUGAGCCAAGAAAAACAAGUAAAACGAGAUAAUCAGGAAAACUAUGAAACACAAGACAAGCCCAUUGCAAGACAUGAACAUUAUUUGGCCAGUUAUUUGAAUGUAAAACCGGGUAUGCAAGUAUUAGAUAUUGGUUGUGGAGUUGGUGGACCUGCACGUGAAAUUGCACAUUUUACUGGUGCCCAUAUUACGGGUCUCAAUAAUAACGAUUAUCAAAUUUCUCGCGCUAUUAAAUCUAGUGUUAAAUGUGGACUUGGAAAUGAUACUUCAUUUGUUAAGGGUAAUUUCUUGGAAAUACCUUUUAAAGAAAAUACUUAUGAUGCAAUUUAUGCUAUUGAAGCUACUUGUCAUUCUCCAAAAUUAUCAAGUGUUUACGCUGAAGCAUUUCGGGUAUUGAAACCAGGAGGAAAAUUUGCUUUUUAUGAAUGGUGUUUAACUGAUAAAUAUGAUUCUACUAAUUCUGAACAUAGAAGAAUUGUUCGUGGAAUUGAGUAUGCGGAUGGUAUUCCUGAACUUUUCAGUACAAAAGUUGCCGAACAAGCAUUAAAAGAUGUUGGAUUUGAAGUAGAAGUGACCAGUGAUUUGGCUGAUAAUAAUGAUUGUGUUCCAUGGUAUUAUCCUCUUGAAGGUAAUCUUAGCAAUGCACAAACGUUUUGGGAUUAUUUUACCGUAUUUCGUAUGACCGGAUUUGGAAAGUUUUGUACUCGUUCUUUGGUCUGGUCACUUGAAACAUUUGGAAUUAUACCACCUGGUUCUCUUCAAACUCAAUAUGUCUUGGAGACAGCUGGCGAUUGUCUUGUAGAAGGAGGAAGAUUAGGAUUAUUUACUCCAAUGUUUUUGAUGUCGAUUACCACAGAAUUUGUCUUUGCGGAUCUUGUUCAUUGA